CUUCCAUGUCACUUUUUGACGAAUUCUAUUUACCUAGUUCGUUUUUUCUUCCUCAAAAUAUCUCGUUUUCAAUUUAUUUGUUUUGUUGGGUGCAACUUCACCUCACAAUUUUUUUUAUGAAGCACCUUUCUGAUUCGUAGAUAUGAGUCGUCUAGUCAUGUGGAUUUGAUUUGGUUAACGUCUAACAUCGACCUUUGAUUGAAAUAAGAACAAAAGAAAGAAUACAUACAUCCCCUUCAUCUUGCACCCAUCCCUUUAUUUUCUAGGGUUUUUUUUUAUUACAUUAGUUUUUUAUAUUUUCUUUCUCUCUCUCUCUCUCUCUCUCUCUCUCUCUCUCUCUCUCUCUCUCUCUCUCAAAUUUUAUUCAUCUGGGUAUGGAAGAAUAUCAACAUGAAAGCAGAUCCACUCCUCAUAGACCAACCAACGCAUCUGUUAAAUCAGAAGCAAGCUCCUCAAGAAUCAAUCACUACUCUAUGUUGAUGAAAGCCAUCCACAAUACUCAAGAAGCUAACAACAACAACAACAACAAUGAUAUGGAAUCCAUGAAAGCUAAGAUCAUCGCUCAUCCUCACUACUCCACCCUCCUACACGCCUACUUGGACUGCCAGAAGAUUGGAGCACCACCUGAAGUGGUUGAUAAAAUUACGGCGGCAAGACAAGAAUUCGAGGCGAGGCAGCAGCGGCCAACAGCGUCCGUAACUGCGCUGUCUAGAGACCCCGAAUUGGAUCAAUUCAUGGAAGCAUACUGUGAUAUGCUGGUUAAAUAUCGAGAGGAGCUAACACGGCCCAUUGAAGAAGCAAUGGAGUAUAUACGUCGUAUUGAAUCUCAGAUUAGCAUGUUGUGUCAGGGUCCCAUUCACAUCCUCAACAAUCCUGAUGGGAAAAGUGAAGGAAUGGAAUCAUCAGACGAAGAGCAAGAUAAUAACAACAGUGGAGGGGAAGCAGAAUUACCGGAAAUAGACCCGAGGGCGGAAGAUCGGGAACUCAAGAAUCACUUGCUGAAGAAAUACAGUGGAUACUUGAGCAGUCUAAAGCAAGAACUGUCCAAGAAAAAAAAGAAAGGUAAACUUCCCAAAGAAGCAAGGCAGAAGCUUCUCACGUGGUGGGAAUUGCAUUACAAGUGGCCGUAUCCUUCUGAAUCAGAGAAGGUGGCGUUGGCGGAAUCAACGGGGUUAGAUCAGAAACAGAUCAACAAUUGGUUCAUAAACCAAAGAAAACGUCACUGGAAACCGUCCGAAGACAUGCAGUUCAUGGUGAUGGAUGGUCUACAGCACCCGCACCACGCAGCUCUAUACAUGGAUGGUCAUUACAUGGGCGAUGGCCCUUAUCGUCUUGGACCAUAAGAGACCGCAUGCAGAUAUCCAGAAGGGUUAGCCAUAUAAUAACAACCUUUUGUUGCCUCUCUCGUUUACAGUUCAUGAUUUCAACUUUCCUUCACAAGUUUGCUACCUAUAGCUUUAUUUUCUUACCCGUAUUUAAUGUCUUAUAUCGUUCAAGGGGUUUGAGACUUCCUAGUCAUUUUCACUUUUUAUUUUUAUUUUUCAUAAUGUUUUAUUUAUAAUAUGUGUUCUAAUAAUGUGUGAAAAGGUAUGUUUUUUUAUGAA
Messenger RNA from Brassica rapa (field mustard), 1604 nucleotides. RefSeq names its product homeobox protein knotted-1-like 1. Gene Ontology annotation, biological process: regulation of DNA-templated transcription. Gene Ontology annotation, cellular component: nucleus. The record is from RefSeq and is a predicted model, not a curated record. NCBI's taxonomy places the organism in Eukaryota, Viridiplantae, Streptophyta, Magnoliopsida, Brassicales, Brassicaceae. Gene Ontology annotation, molecular function: DNA-binding transcription factor activity, RNA polymerase II-specific; DNA binding.